GUUUCCCCUUAGUUAUGUUUUCACAAGGAACAGAAAAUGGGAUGGUUGAUGUAAACAAACUGUAAAUUAAGCUAUUAUGCGGUUGGUUUGCACUUGUGGAAGACGAAAUCAUGAAAAGGUCUAAAAAUGACCAUAUUCGCUCAACAAUCAGCCGAUACUUCAAACGAAGGCAAUUUACAGUAAGUCAUAAUUUUCACCUGAAUCUGGGAGGAUUUGUGAUGAGUGAGUGAUGAUAGUGGUGACACUCAACCUGCUGAAAACGGGUGCUCACGUCUGCUGAUACUUCGGGUAUGAGAGCACUUUGUAGAUCCACGCACUAGACAAAACAAGCGAAGGGAUGCCUUUAUAUCUAUAAUUAACACGAUUUAAUGUGUGAAGAAUAAAGUGGCCUUGGUCUAAUUAGACUAAUUAAAGUGAAUUUCUUUUAAAAUAAAAAUCAAUGCAAUAUUAUAAAUCAAUUCAAAUAUAUAAAGUAUAAAAGGCGGGUGGUCAUUCCCCCCUUGGAAUUUUUGGGUUUCCAGUGUCUUUAUUUGCUAUCGUGGUACUGGUAAUGCAAUAUGUGCAUUUUAACAAUUUACUAUGGAGACUAGGGAUGGUGGUGACCACUGGUUGUAGUCAUGGAAUGCUGUUUGUAUUGGCACUCUCAGAACUCAAAGAAAAAUUGAAUACUUUUCAUUAGAAAGAGUCAGGUUACCAGCCUAAUAACAGCCGAUAAUUGGCGACAUAGUUUUUUACUUCAAAUUUUGUUUGCAGACUAAUUAUUGCUAGUAAUAGUAUAAAAUAAACAAUACCAUAUUUCAGAUGUUUUGUCAGGAAACAUUCUACAAACGUAUGACCCAACGCCAAAAGCAUUGUAUGGUUUGCCUAGUGUGACAAUUCAAUAGUGCAGAGAUAACUUAUUAUUUUUAUCUCUCUUGCAUAUUCUUUUUUUUUUCUUCUUCUUUGAAACAAAAAAAAUUAUUUCGGGAGAUGAUGCUGAUGAAGAUGCUGAUGGAAAUCGCUAUCUUCGUUUUAAAAAAAAUAAAAUAAACAGAGCAUAAGACUUUACAAAAUAUGGAUACGUCACCAAUUAUUGGUGGCUGUUAGGAUGGAAGCCGGACACUUUCUAACUAAUAGUAUUCUAUUUUUAAUUUUGGACCGCGGUUCUCAGGAGUGCCGCUGCAUUAUAUAUCUGAGGAUAAAUUAAAGAUGCUAUACCGAUACAGAAUUAUCUCUAGCAAGCUCUGUGCAGAAAGAUUCAGUUUUUACUUUUAUAGGUUUCAUUUAUUUUGUCAUUUUUUAAACUCAUUUUCAUAAUAAUUAUACUCAACACACUAAUUGUUUAUAAAGAAAUUAUCUUUACCUACAUUCUCCUAUAUUUGUUUUUAAAUUUGCACUCUGCCCUUUGUUUUGUAUAUCAAUAGUUAAAUGUAAUCUUUGCUAUGUAUGUAAAACAACAGGGUUAAAAUCUGUGUAUAAAGGAAAUUAAUUAUGUGUUAAGAACAUUCAUUGGUUGAUAUUUUUACAAAUUAGGCUUAGCUAAUGUGGGGUAGGGAGCAUUUCACUUUACCCAUCGCUUAUUAUGCUUAGGGCUUUGUGAGCAUCUCACGAUACCAAACCUCUGCCAGAAACAAUGAUCGGUGAACUUUUUAAGCCAUUAGCCCAAAAUAUAUUGGUUUAUGCUGACGUUAAUGCGUAAAUGUUGUUAGCACCACCACCUCGCCCCCCACAAAACCAUUUGAAAGGAAGGAUAUUUUUAAAUUCAAAUUCUUUUAUUUAAUCUAUUUAUAUUGAAAAUACAUUUAUGCAAUAAAAAGCCCAACAUAAGUUCUACUAAUAAAUUACUAUAAUAUUUAUUAAAGAAUAAAUUUAACUUCUAAUAUUGUAGAAAUGAUGUUUCAUUUUGAUACAGUGACAACGAACUGGGGCUUUUUUUUAUAUAUAUAUUUAAGAGCAAUUUGGAUACUGUAGGUAUGAUAAAAUAAUUGAUUUCCAAGUUUUGUUUUUAAGUUCAUUAGAGAGCAAAAUCCUAUUCAGCAAAGGUAGGUUGCUGCAAAGUGCAGCAAAUUUUUGACUGCCUCCUUGCAAGCAGUUUUGAAAGCCUUUGGAAGCUGAUUGUAAUCAUUAGAGUCACUAGGGGGGUUCAGGGUUGUGGACUACACCUGAUGACACAUUCCUGGGGGGAAGACACAUUUUAAUAAAUAUAUUUUAGUGUUAAUAAAAAAAGAGUUGUAAUCAUUAGUAUCUGAAUCUUAUGCCUACUUACUAACCUAAACCUGUUGCAUGUGAAUGCUCGGCUCUACUCGAUAGUAUAGUACCAUACUGGACAGAGUAACUUCAAAUGACAGUUGAGUGCAAACUUACAAGGCAAUCUGUACUAGAGCUUACCAUCUUUUCAUUUCUUGUUUACAAUGAAACUCAAAGAGAGGUGCUUGCUUACAUUGUUCUGUUUCCUUAUUAUGAAACCAAAAAACAUGUCAACCCAUUCCCACCUAUUGCUGUGUUUUAGUGCCUUGCCAAUUCAUCAAACACACCUGCUAAUCACACUCCUUGUAUGGGCAUUUUGCCAUUUCAUGGUCAUUUAGGGAGCCUUUGUUUAUAGAGUAAAUUUACAAAGUUUACUGCUGUAUGAAAACUUCAGUGAAUUUAAAAAAAUAUUAGCUCAUUUAACUGAGUUACAGUCAACAAAUUAGUGUAAAUAGCCAUUAUCUUGGGCACGAAUUUUUAAAAUUUAAAUAAUUUACCUAAAUAGGAAAGUGAAAUGCCCUCAAGAAAAGAUUUGCAGCGGGAGCAAGGUGUCAAAGACAUGUCUGUUAGACGAAGGACGCGCUCACGAACAAGUGUUGACAAUGCCCUGUCAUUAAGUAGCAUAUCAGGAGACGCUACUGCCUGUGAUCAGCAGUUCACAAGGUAGGCUAAAUGAAUGUAUCCAAAGUAAAUAACGGUGUCUGAAAUCUUCAGAUUUUUUGGGUUUUUUUAUAUUUUAUGAUUAGAUUUUUUUAAAGGUUGCUCUUGAUAUUUUAUUUAACAGUAAUUUUUAUUCUAGAAGGUAUUGUUCAUAAUGAUAGAUGAAUUAGUCGAUGUUAGUCUUGAAUGGUGAUCGAAUUGUUUUCUGAAAUGAUACAAUUAUCUGAAUUUUAAAGUAUAAGAUACAAAUACAAUGACUUUGAAAGAAGGACAAGCAUAUUAUUCAGGCAAACAUUUUAUUAUCUCAAGCAUAUAAUUGAGGCAGACAUUUUAUUACCUAAAGCAUAUAAUUCAGGCAAAAAUUUUAUUAUCACAAUGUCAGCAUGCUAGUCAGAGUUCAAAUGGCAAGGAAGAUGUCAGAUAUAUAACAUUAUUUUUUCAAGUAAAAAAUAUAUGAGCGUUAAGACCUGGCCUUAAAAUUGAUUUGCUUUUCAAUUAAUCUAGGAUGAAGGCGUUCAUAACUGGAGCUGUUGCACCUUACUGUACAGAGUUACAACCCCUUUUGUUUCCAAUGUUUGCCCAUACUUUUUUAGAAAUGUUAUGCAACGGACAGAAAGUGCCUGGUAAGAAGUCACUAUUGUUAUGAUAAACUGUUUUAACUAUGUGCAUAUACAUGGAGAUGAAAUCUUUACAUUACUGGCUGAGUAGAUAUCAUUAUAACAAGACCUUAUGUUAGACUCAACUCUACACAUUGAUUUACUGAUUAUAACUUUUAGGCCACAAAAGAUGUUUUAUUUUAAUGUGUGCAAUUUUUUCUUUCAAAAAUAAAAUUGGUCAUAGGCUUUUUAAAUUUAAAAGUAUGAUUUUUUUAACAUUAGCCCAGAAGUUUCACGAGCGUCACUCAGACACAUUCAAAGAGGAGAAGUACCAGGCAUUUAUCAAGGUCUUAAAGAAACUUGAGGCAAAGAGUGAUGUGCUCACAACUAAAGAAGUCAUCGAGUUCAGGCUAGUGGUGUUUUGUUUUACUAUAGUAAUUUUCAGUUACUGGUAAAUUGAGAUUUUUUUUUUUGUGAUUUUUAAAAAAAAGCUUUUAAAAUAUUUGGGAUUUUUAGGUACUUUUGAGAUUUUUUUUUUUUUACUCUUUAAACCAUUUGGCGUUUUUCUUUGUCACACCUCUCAAUGUUGUAGCAAACACUGGUAUAUGUAAAAUCUGGUGUGCUGACUCUUCGCAUAACCUACCUCCACCAGUCAGAUCGAAAACCUUAUAUAUUUAUCAGCACUAAGAUAUGAGGUCCAUUGUUUAGAAUGCAAACAUUAGUAAUUAGCUGUCAGUAGUACCGGGCAUCAAUGAAAUUUCUAAGUCAACUAUUUUAUUCUACAGAGAAAAUCGUCACACUUUGAAUGUAAGUGAGGAAGCUCUAGACUACCUGAUGAGACACUUAAAGGUACAUACUUAAAGGCAUACCUAAAGUAUUUCUUUAAAAAGUUCAUUUACUUAAACAAUGUAGAAGAUAAUUUUUUUUUCUAACUGGUUUCUACAAACCGUAUCUAAAAAAAGCUCUUAACCACAAAACUAAUUUCAAAUUUUGUUGUUGUAACCACAGCUUAAUUCAUAGCCUUCAUGUAGAUUAUUAUAAAAAUAGUCCUGUAAAAUAGUUAGUGGUUCUAUUGGUGCUGUACAAUACAUAGAAUAAUGUUGGAUCUAUGAAAUUUUAAUACUAUACAUAAAGAAUUCAAGCCUCAUUUUUUUUUAUAAAGAACAUUUAAAAAAAAAUAAGUUUCUGUUAAAUUACAGUUAUUUCAGACCAAUGUCUUGUUUCCAAACUGCAUAUGUAACUGUAUUUGUAUUUUUAUUGUCUUUGAACAGACAGAGGACAAUAUGAUCAUGCUUCAGAUGUUUAACCAGUACAUAAAGACCAAUGGUAAAUUCUUUGUAAUUCUUUCAUUACUGCACAACCAGCAUGUGCCACCCCUAAACUGAAUAGAUCAUGCAGGAUAUGUCUAACUACUGUCAAUCUCAAAAAGACCAGUCAACACUGAAAAAUAAUAUUACCCCAUAUACCCGUUCUAAAGUCUGUUCUUUCAUAAGCCCUAUUUUUGGCCAGAUAAAAACCUGAAAAGUGUGUAACCAGCUCAUAAGCAAGCCACAUAUAAUAAUAUGCUAGUGUAAGCAAUACAGUUCUAAUAAAAUGAAACAUUUUCAGCUGAGAUUUUUUUUUUUUACUUUAAAAAAAUGUUUUUCUAGGGAAAUGUGUGAGUGAGAAAUGGGGGAAAAUGUAAAUGUAAACUUUUUAAUAAAAUUAAUUUUUGUUUUAUUUUUCAUUAUUUCAUUUUGAACAAACUUCCGUUUCAUCAAACCUCUGCAGAGACUAGAUUUAACAUACUAUUAUUAUUAUUUUGAUUAGUAAUUAUCAAAGCGGACGGAGGGCUGAUCAAUGGACGGAUAGAAAUGGAGGCACUGCCAGAAGUUUGUGAUGAAUCUCAGUUGGACCGAAACAAUCAAACGGCUGAUGGGCUGGCCACCCUUGAUAAACCUCAUCCAGAGUUAACCCUUGAGGAAGAGUUGUCUGCCGCUAUAAAAGCCGUUAGGGAGCUACCUCCCUGUCUUCCAUCCAUAUGUUUUUUUACCUUUUUAAAUACAUACCAAGGGUGAGUAAAGACACAUCUGUUUAAUGAUUAGAUCAAUUAUAUGUUGGCGAUGAAUUGUUUGUUCUUGCCUGUAGUUGUAAGAUUUUUUUUAAUCAUGUUAGGAGACUUGAAUAUACCAAUUUUUUUUUUUUAAGUUUAACACCCUCCUUACUAAACUGCUCUCAAAUGCUUGACUGCAUAUUGGUUUUAUUUUAUUUAAAUAGGAAAUACAUAGUGUAUAAUAUUAAAAAUCAUCAUUUCAUAUUUUAUCACAGCGGUGUAGUAUAAUUUUGCAUGAUAUUAAAUGUUGAAGAAUUUUUUUAAAAGGCUUAUGGUCUAUAGCCGCGGUUCUCAACCUGUGCGUUUUGACCCCUUUGGGGGCCGAAUAACUCUUGCACAGGAGUCGCCUAAAACCAUUAGAAAAUGCAUAUUUAUGAAGUAGCAAUGAAAAUAAAUUUAUGCUUGGGGGUCACCACAACAUGAGGAACUGUAUUAAAGGGUCGCUGCAAAGAAAGCUUGAUAACCACUGGUCUAUGGUAUUAUUCGAGUAUAUAUUUUUUCAAUUGAAAUAUCUGAAGCUGAACAUUGGUACAUAUUGACAAGUUCAUUGCCAUCACCUGGGCCUGCCAUGGGCUUUAAGUUAUACUGGUGCUGGUACUUAUGCUAAGUUUAAUUCAAUGUCACCUUCAGGUUAGGAGGCCCCAGGUGCAAAUAGGGAGCGCAAAAUAUGUCAUACCAGGUCCAUAUUUCUGAAGGGUUGGAGCCAAAAUUCAUGACAACGUUUGUCAGUAUUGGUCAGUCCCCUAUAUUUAACCAAAAAGCCAAUCCUUAUUUAUUUUCAACACAACCAGAUUAUGUUCAGCAAAUAUAUCAGGCGACAAGAAGAAACUCAGCGGCUGUUUUGAAGAUUCCAGUAUUUCUGUGUGGAACCUGGAGCCGGACGUCUUGACAAGAUCCUCUGCUGAUUGUGAUGUCAGCAAGAUUGUUCUGUCUGCCGAUUACAUCCACUGCACAGAGGCAGAGAUUAAGGAGAAGCUGGCACAAAAGUAAGUGCACCCCUUUUUCAGUCUGCUGCACCCAAAAUGAGCCGUGUCUCCCCUUGCCUUUUUUUUUGUGUACUUUACCAGGUAUUGUAGCUACUACUACUACUUACUUUACCAGGUAUUGUAGCUACUACUACUCAAGGUUUUGCUUUUGUUUGGGUUUUUUUAUUAUUAUAUUAUAAACAUUGUCAAGCAUCCAAGGAGUGAUUUCAAAUGUACUCAGGUGUCCCCUGUUCAUGGUUGCCAAGUAGUUUUUCAUUUUAAAAAAAUUUGGUCUCCAGCUUCAUGUGUGAGAAUUUUUUUUUUAAUCUUCUAAAGUCACAUUUGCCUUUUUAAAACAAAAUUAUUGAGAAAAUUAGUUUAGUAUUUCUUUCUUUGAUUUUGUUUUAUUUUCAUUAAAAAUAAUUUAUUAUAAUAUAAUAUAGAAGAAGUAUUUUAAUAUUCUAAGUGUCAUACAUAAUUUUGUUCCUUUUUGAAACAUUUGAUGCAUUAAACCAUGUAAAUUGUGUAACAAAUGAAGCAAUGUUUUUGUAAUUACUCAAUAGAACCCUUUCUUAAUCAGUUACGUAAAUGAAAAUAAAGAAAAUUGUUUGAGAGCUCCUGCUUUUUUAUUUGAGCAGUUACGGGAAGUAAUAUUAAUGAAUUACAAGCUUGUGUGUACAGUAAUGACUGAACAGUUGCAGGAAGUAAUAUUGAUAAAUAACGAGCUUUUGUGUACUGUAACUGUAAUUCAUUUUUUAAUUUAUACUUGAUUAGAUCAAACCAAAGCGCGGAGACAGCCAAGCUUCUAGGGCAUCGUGGUCCAGUCUACAAGAGCAGAUUCUUGGCAGACUCAAAAUCUUAUCUUUUGUCUUGCUCUGAGGACUCCACAGGUGAAACAUAAAAUAUUUUUAUAUUACAUAUUUUUAUAUUUCUUACUUAUCCUACUUAAUAACUUCAGAAAAAUAGAGACCCAUCCAUAUUUUAAAUUCAAUAUCCACAAAAAUGGUGUAUUUUCAUAUCCCUCCCCCUGUUGCACCUGUAUAUUUUGGACAACCCUCCCCUCCCCAUGUGAACAUAAAAAUUAGUUUUUUACCCCCCCCCUUUCCCUAUCAGUCACUCUAAUCACUGUAUAUAGACAAGUAUGUCCCCCUGUUGCACCUUGAUAUUUUGGACAACCCUCCCCUCCCCAUGUGAACAUAAAAAUUAGUUUUUUACCCCCCCCCCCUUUCCCUAUCAGUCACUCUAAUCACUGUAUAUAGACAAGUAUGUCCUACAAGGCAAUGAAAUGAGUAAGCUGGUGUUAAUGAAUUAUGUCACAGGUUUUCUCUCCAAAUUACAUGACAGGCAUAAUACCACGCUUUGGAUUAAUGUUGUCUUGCUAGGCUAAAUAUAACUGUUGCAGUAUAUUGUUUGUGAAACCCAAAGCCACAGCACCAGUAAGAGAAUAAUUAUGAAACAUUGAGGCUUUAGAAAAUUCCAGAUUACUAGAAAUAUAGAAAUAAUGGAUUUCACAGAGAUUUUAAAGGGACAGUUUGCUGCUUUAGAGAUAUACGUACCGGCUAGUCCGAGAUAUACGUAGCGGCUAGUCCGUUUUUUGGAUAAUUGUUGCAGACAUUAUGUUAAAUGUAAUUACACAUUUUUUCCAAACAUCCCCCCUUGCUCAUGCACACCAGUAUGCAAAAUCAGCGCGCACGCACACACACACACACCCCCCCACCCACCCACCCCCCUGUUUUUUUUCCCUCCUCAUUGGGUACAAAUGCAUAUGAAUUUAUGUUUUUUUAAUACAAUCUUUAUUACUUUUACUUAGUUUUAUUUCAGAUUCAAACAGUGGAAAAUAUAUGAUACAAAAAUGAUACGCACUCUUUUGCAUGAAUAAUGUAUUUUCAAGGACUGCAUCAUAAUAAUAUUACUCUGCUAUGUUUUAUUGUUUCAGUUAGAUUAUGGAACAUGUCUAGUCAAACUAACACCUCUAUCUACAAAGGUCACAGUUCAGCUGUUUGGGAUAUGAAUAUAAGGUAAAAUUGCAAGUCAUGGAUUUGUAGUGGAAAAAUACUUUCUCAAUGAACUUUGUCAUUUGUUGCUCAAACAAUGACAAUUCAAUAUGAAAACUUCUGAAGAUCUAUUGGUCAACAUUGGGAAUUCAUGGGAAGUUACUAAUUAGAUGUCAAAAAGUGAUGACAAUUAUUUAAGGUGCACAUUAUCAAUUAUUGUCACUGAACUUCAUAGUCAUUUUUCCAAUGCCACUCUGGAUUACUUAGGAUUUGCUCAGAAAUGCAAUUAAUUUUUUUUAAAGUUAAGACAGCUUGCGUAUAGAAAAUAUAAAUGUCACAAGCUGUAGACUGCCAAACAAUGGCGGCAGCAAUGUGUUAAUUUGCCAUCCAAUAAAGCUACUUGACUUUUCAUGUAUUCAAGGAAUGCAUUUGAAACUGGACACUUUUUUCCUGCCCCUGAACUAUAUUAAUAUUCUAAUGUCCCACCUCCUUUUAUACUGCCGAUUUAUAACACCAUUAUAAAUUGAGACCAUUUCCUUAAAGCAAAAGAAAAUAUUACUUAUCAAACGCACUUGUGGUAUUUUUAAGAACCUCAUUUAGCGCAGUUAUCCGGAAUAUUAUUUAGUGAAAUCAGCUCCAUUUGCAGACCUACCAACCCUUCCGAUUUUGUCUGAAUUAUAUGGAUUUUUUACACCCCCUCCCCCGACUAACCCCCUUAAAAUUCUGAUUUUUUCAAAUUUUAUGAUUUUUCACCCGUAAUGAAAAUCUGAAAGCGAAGCGACAAAGAAAAAAAAUCGGGUAUGACAGGAAGUGUUGCAUUUGUUUUUUUACAAAGUGCAUACAUGUCGGUCGACCAGGAUGAAUAAGUGAAUAAAUUAUCAAGAUAUUUGUCCGGCAAUUAUUUAUUGGACAAAGCCACAUAACCACUGUUACAAACUUGCGGGAGAUAUUUGUCUGUCAACCUUGUCAUGUCGUCAGCCUUGUUAUGUGACCGCUUAUUGUCAGUUUACGGUACUUCAUUUCAACAAAUUCAAGAUAGUCUGAGCAUUUACACGAAAAAGAAAUAUGUUCAAUUCUACAAAAGAAAUACUAGAACCAUUGCUAGUAUAUAUAAUGAACAAUAGAUUAAAAAGUGACAAUGUUUUUUUAUAAAGAAUGGCAUGCUCGCCGGAUGAAUAUGUCCCGCACUAUUUGUCCGGUCGCCUGACGUGUAGACACUGCCUUGUUUUUAUCAAAGAUAACCGCGAUCUUCAAAUCAUUCUUUAAACAUCAAUUGAUCUGAUCGCAAUUCAUCCUUUUUACAAGGCUACAAAAUAAUUCAAACUUUCUUUUUUGUUGAAGCUUUUCUUAAUUAAAUGAUUAAAUCUAUUGAAAGUGAUGGGUACAAUGAUAUUAAUAAACAUUGAAGGAAAUAUUUCUCUAGCCAACUCCGAUUGUUUUAAUGCCAGAGUCAAAGAAAUGUUUCCAGGCUUGCAGAUUGCUAGAAGAUUUUAAAGAAAAAUUACAAUGAAACAAGGGCAAUCAUGAAAGUUGAUACUUUUUCUAACUUGCUUGUAACUUAAAUCAGUUGCAAUGCUAACCUUCAGUUGUCUAAAGAGCUGUUGGACAAGUGCAAAAAGGCCACUAGUGAUAUGCUGGAAAACUGAACUCGUACAAAGACUACUAAGAGUCAAGUGUCUUAGCAGCCUUUGUGUGUAACAUAUUUACAUAUGUAAAUAAAAUGGAUCUUCUGUUCUGUACUGUAUAUAUCUGUAUAUAAACUUUCCAGAUCUGUUCUUCUCAUGUUCUGUGGUGUUCUGUGGACUCUUCAAAGACAAUGGAGUUAACUUUAUAUUUCUUUAUUUACUAUAUAAAAAAAAGGCUUGUGCAUUAGUAUAUAGAUCUUAAACCAACCCCCCCAUUGGGCGCCACCCUUGGGGGCAGCAGCCCCACUUCCUCCCUGCGUGCAACCCCCCUACAGAUUGGCAGGUCUGCAUUUGGUAGGGUUAGUGACAUUGUUACAUAGAGAAUUAUGUGUUUUGAUAUUAGGAUUAUUUCCUUACAUAUUUUAAAUAUGUCAGUACUCAUGAAUAUUUGCAAGAAGAUUCAAUAAAGACUGAGUGAGUAUGUGCACAUUUAUCAAGCCUCUUUCCAGCAAGCAGCCAUUUGGAAUCCAAACAACAUCCCCACACAGUGCUUCAAUAAUCAUAAUUACAAUUUGUGAAUUAUUCGUCACUUCUCAGUUCAACAGAUGUUUGGUUUGCUAGCUGCUCUCAUGAUACUACAGCGAAGCUCUGGACCUUUGACAGAACAUUUCCCCUGCGAUCAUUUAUUGGACACACAUUUGAUGUGGAUGUAAGAAGAAAUUUGUAUAUGUCUAUCUUAAACUUGACUUUCUGUCCCAGUAAUCAGAAACAAAGAAUUAUUUAAUCUCAGUGAGUUCCGGUUAUUAAAAUAUGUUACAAAUCCGUAAAAAUAACACAGUUAUACUAAAGCACAAUUAUCGGAGGACACAUUAACAAUUUCAUUUCAGUGCAUUGAAUUCCAUCCAAACAAUAAUUACAUUGCUACUGGAUCAGGGGACAAAACUGUUCGCUUUUGGUGUAUAUCAGAAGGUCGGACAGUUCGUUUACUUCAAGGACAUCGAGGCUCAGUCCUGGCAUUAGCAUUUUCUCCAGACGGCAAGCUUUUGGCUUCUGCAGGUACCACCAUAUUUUUUUUUAAUGUCUCCAAGUUUAUAACUGUACUCUAUCUACUUCACUUUCACCUAUGCAAUUUGAAACAGUACAUCAUUUUAUAAUGAUAAGGAUAAUAAACAUAUUAUCACAAUAUUUGAUAAAUGAUACAAGUACUAGUUAGUAUCAUGCUAUUUUUUAUCCGGGUAAAUAAAAAUGUAUGUUUAAAAAAAAUUGCAAUUUUUUUUUUUCUUUCAAGUAUUCUAUUCUUUGAAUCUAUUAAAAAAAUGUACCUUGAGGCCAAAAAUAAAUAUUUCUACCAAAAUAAUAAUACAGUUCAUUUCAAAAACACGCUUCAUCCCUUACUACAAAUUUGACUGAUCGAAUGAAAAUUAUUGUGAAAUUUACAUAAACUAAUAGGUGAAGAUCGACGGAUUCGUGUAUGGGAUCUUGGGACAGGUAAUGUCCUCAAAGACUUAAGAGGUCAUACAGACACUGUUUUUGCCCUGGCAUUUGAUGAAAACAGCUCAUUAUUGGCAUCAGGAGGUUCUGACUGUUGUGUACGAUUGUGGGAUGUUAAGAGGACCACCGACACACAUCAGUAAGUUCAUCAUUCAUUUUUUUUUUUGCUUGGAAUCAUUACAGCAAGAUUGUAAAGCGGUCGACAUGUGUUAGAAUUAGUCAAACUAUCAACGUUUGACUUCUAUGUAUCUCUUACGUAUCUUAACAAAUUAUUCAGUAUGAUGCCAUGAACAAAAUGAGUUAUAAUAGAAAACUGACUAGCAUGUGGUGCGAAAGUAAUGUAAGUGUAAGCUAAAUGAAACAACAAAGUUCUGAAAAUAAUAAAGUACUUGUAGCGAGUUGAGUUAACUUAGCAGGCUAGAUACCUUUGGUUGUUAUCAUAACUCUUCUUUUUUCAAUUAAUAUCGGCUUUCAUCACUCACAAUAGUUAGUGAGUACAGAGUAGCCGAAGUUUUAUUUUAUGGAUCAUUUCUGUACUGCCAUUAUUUAUUACAGUAAUGCUAAUUUAAGGUUUAACACGUACCAUUAUGUAUUUAAUAAAUGAAAGAAUUGGAAUGGAAGAAUGUGUAAUGAAAAUACUCAAACUGUAAUGCCACAAUGAUAUAAAUAUUUAUUGAAAUUAUAUGUGUAUGUUUGUAUUUGUAUAAAUAAGACUAAAAGUGGAACAAGAAGGCUUUUAGCUUAAACGUUCUUCUUUUAUUGUCCUGUCAUUUCAUUUCAUGCUAUAAAUAAAUAAAAUGGAAACUACUACCAAUGACCAACAAGGACUGGCAGACACACACACACACACACAUAUAUAUAUAUAUAUAUAUAUAUAUAUAUAUAUAGCAACACUGCUCCAUGUUUGAUUUUUGUUACCGUUGUGUUAAAGUUUAAGGGUUAGGUUUAUAUGAUAUUAAAUGUUAUGAAGCCUUCAGUUUUGAUCCAGUCGUCGUAACUACUGGUUCUCUAUACCUGCAGUUUUCAUUUUUCCCCAUUGGAUGGAACAUGUUUCUCAUUUUCUAUGGAUAAUUCCUAACUGUAAAAUACCAAGACUCAGAUCCGCCGGGGUUUGUUUCAAAGUACCGUACCCAAUAUGCCAUCAAAAAACUGCACCAGGCUUACCCCAAAUGACCUGCAGCUGAUUAAAUUAGCGAAUGUAGACUUUCUAAUCGGUAAAAUCCUGCCCAUUACCGAUAGUGUAUACCAGAACUGAUAAUUAGAGUAUCACUCAAGCAAUAUAUGAAUAAUACUUUGAAGUCGCCGAGAAAUAUAUUCAAUAUUGGAACAUUCAUAAAUUGAUAAUAAAUUAUUUUUUGUUCUAUUCUUUCUUGCAAAUAAUGAAUUCAUGUUUUCUCGCAAAGAACAGUACCAUAGAUUAUAGAAUAGGUAAGGAGCUCAAAGAAAGGCAUCAUCCGGCAUAAGUAUCGGUACUUGCCAAUUUGAUCAAUUAAAGGCACAAUGGCAUUUUGAAAUUUAUAUAUAUAUAUCUACCUUGUGCAAAUUAUAUUCCACAAUAAUUAAAAUAUAGUGGUAUAGUGCAGCGAUUCUUAAACUUUUAAGUUUGGCGGAAUGGUGGAGAAAUUUGUUUCCCAUUGCACCAGUGACCAGUGCCAGAUUUAUUUAUUAUUUUCUUUUUUAUAUGACCUUAUAUAUGUCUAAAAAAUAUUUUUUAAUCCUUUUUCAGCAAAUUUAAUAACUAUUACCGGUACCAUUUCAUGGUAGCCUCUAAUCAUUUUUAUUUUAUUUUUUUGUUCGGUUUAAAACUUAAAUAACUUCAAAAGCUGGGGGUUUUUUUCUUCAUAUUUACAACUAAAGCUUUCAAUUGAGAAUAUAAUUAUUAAUAAUAUAAAAUAAAGCAUAUGUUGUAAGUUGUAGUUGUAGGAAAAUUUUUUUUAGUUAUUUAAUGAGAAAUUUCGGCAUGCUUUUCAGUGACAAUCAAAUCAAUUGUUGGCUCGAUUGUAGACAGAGUUACAAACAAAGGAGAACUAAUAUCCAUUCUGUUCCUGUCCUUUGUCUUAACGCCCAUUGACAAAAAGCCAGAGAAGGAAAUGGGAGAGGAACUUUCAAGGCAAUUUCAGAAUAUUUGGCUUUGACAUGAAUCCAAAAAGUUGCUAAAAUUAAAAAUGAUAUCAUGGUGGUUAAAACCAUCUUCAAUGCUUUAUCGGCAGCUAACUGCAACAACUUAUCUUGCAAACUGGCAUUUAAAUCAGCUUUUGAUCCAAUAAAUGUAUAUCAUAUCCCUCCAGUUCUCAUCCAUGGAUCAUCUGCCAUUGGAAAGUAAAAAAACAAAGCGGUCAGUUAAGUGUUCAGUUAUGACCUUUUGUAGAGAUGUGUCAUCAAGAUCUUCCCACUGCAUCAAUGAUUGGUCCCAAGACAUGAAACAUAUCAAAAUAACUUUCGGACUCUUCCACAACUCUUUCAUUUAUGACCAUCAAUCUUGUCAGCCAUUUUGAAGCAUGAUGCCAUCUGUCCUUGCAUGGACGUGUAGAGCUCAUUUAAGCUGGCAAAGAUAUCUUCCAAGUAAUCCAUCCUGAUCUCUAAUCCACAUUUCCAAACAGUCCUGACCAAUCUAUUUUUUUUGUUCAGAAAUUCAGUAAGCUCCCUUUGCAAUUCCAAAACUCUUGAUAAAACUUUCCCUCUCCACAACCAACAUACUUGGGUAUGAAGUAGAAGUUUUUUUCUUCAGCCACCAUGUCAUCACAUAAGGCAGCAAAUAGUCUUGAAUUUUAAGUGUUUGCCUUCACAAAGUUCACAAUUUUUAAAACUUUGGUGAGAACAUUGUUCAGUUCUGUAGACAGUUCUUGGUGGCAAAGACUCUCACAGUGAAUGAAAUAAUAUGUUGACUUGCACUCAGAUGCUUUAAUUUGUGCAACCACCUUGGAAUGUAACACUACUUGGUGGGUUAUCACUUUAGGCAUGAUUUUGUAAUUGUAAGCUAAAAAAUUUUGAUUAAAUUUAAAUUGAUUUGACGUUUUGUGUGGUCUUUUAAUUCAAUUGAAAGUGAAAGGUUUCACAAUUUUUAAAAAUGUAUAGCAGUGAUUAGCAGAAACAUAGCAUAUGAAUAUUUUUUUGGCUGUCAAAUUGUGAGGGUGAUAGGUUAAUAUGAGCUUGGUUCGAUCUUCAUUGUUGUUUUGCCAAGGUUUAAAAGCGUCUUUUCGGGUGAUAUUACUGAUACGAUUGAGUCCCAAGACAAGAGUAUUUUCAGGAUGUGAUCUGGAGCGAAAGAAAUCCAUCAUUUCAUCAGCUUUUUCUAAAAAGUCUUCAUCAAGUUGGCAGUAGUCUAAGAAGUUGUGAGAAUGGAAUAAUAGAGUCUUUGCAUGAUUUGGCAUGAGAGGAUGAGUACAAUAGGUAGCUAUGUCUAUCAGUGGGUUACAGUAGACAGGUGUGAUUAAUCCGUUUUCUUUCAAUGUUAUCAUGAUUUCAUGAUAUCAAGAAAGUUGACAGAAUGUCCAGAGAUUUGGGAAGUAAAUUUUAUGGAUGGAUGAAAUGAGUUUAAAAAAUCUAUAAAUUUGUGAAGUUCAUUAGUUUCCAUGGAAGUGAUGCCAAUGCCGUCAUCAAUAUAUCUUAUAUAAAAUUCAAAUGUAUGGUUCUCAGCAUAAAUGUUUUGUUUGUAUUUCAGGGUUGAAGGCCAUUCAUCACCUGAACUUCUUGGUGCUUUCCCCACGAAAUCAGCUUUAAUCUCAUACUUGAGCUUUGCCCCAUACAAUGUUCUGUUGGCGGCCGGUGCUAGUUCCUGACGAAGUUUAGAGUGUAAAAAAGUAUUUUACAUUUACAUGUUGGAAAUGAAAUUGGAUGUUAUUAAUUUGUUGAAAUUUUUUAAUUAUGCAUAUGGACCAUACUAAACGAUCUGAACUUCAAAAUUAACACAUGUAGUUAAUGGGACGGUGCCAGUACCGGUACAAGAUACUUGGUUUAGCUCAUGUCUUUGAGAUUAUUAAUAGUGAACUACUCUGUGAAAUUAGUCAAUUAUGGUUGCAACAAAUUCUUUUUAAUUUUAAUAAUCAAAAUAUCAAAUAAAUUGUAAAACUAAAUCAAGUUUUUUUGCAAUAUAUGUAUGUCACAAUUAUGCCCCAUAUAAACAGUAAUAAAUGGGUCACUCUUGUUAAGCUUAUUUAUUAUAAGUAAUAACUAUUAUUUAUUAACUUUUAUUACUUGGUUCUCUUUUCCUAGUUUCUAAUAAUUCUUUUUGAUAAAUAACCAUGUAAUUAUUGUAAUUUAUUCGAGAAAAAUGAUUACAUGAAUCUUUAGUGGGGGGGUUUUUUAAUCUGAAAUACUCGAGUAUUACAUUUACUAUCAUUUUAGAUAGUGUUACUCGACUGUUUCGGAAUCAUAGUUGUCAAAAUAAAUACUGGUAACCCAUUGGCCCAUCACUCUUUAUUAAUAUUUUCAGUUGAGGUGUAUCAGAUUUGUUAGUUGUUUUUUAAUUACUAAGGGCGACUAAGGCAAAUUAAAAUUAGAAAAGAACUCUUUAGUAUUUUCAAAACAUUAUGAAUUUCAAAACAUUUACAAUUAAUUCAGUUUUCGCAUGAAUGAGAAUUUGAGCAUUUUAUUUUUUAUGAAUGUGGAAAUUACUAUCUGGUAUCUGGUACAAGAUGUUCUGUCAAGGAGAAAAAGUUUUUAUCAAUACCGGUACCCCAUAUAGUCAAUUUUUAUUUUUUUGUGCUUAACUGGUGUAGAUACUAAUUUGAAACCAUUUUAAAAUUACUUUUUAUUUUUUACUUUGUUUAUCAAGUUCCUACACAAAUCAUAGGCCUUAUCAGAGACAAUAUGACAGUUAUAUUAUUUUUGCUAUUGAUUAUGCUGUAUAUUAGUUUCUUUUACACACCAGUACAGGUACCAGUACCAGUAUUAUACUGAACUGGACCAUUCAUCAUUUAAAUACAAGUUCAAGUAGAGAUGUGUUAUUUUUGUAAAUGGUUUAGCCAAUUAAAGUCAUUAACAUUGCCUUUAGAGUAUUGUACAACCAAUUUGUUAUUUGAGUCAAAUGUUCAGUCUUAUUAAUGCUCUGUAACAAAGUGAUAGUUAAUCACAUUUACUUGAUGUAUGCAAAACCAUGAAAGAAAUAAAAACUUACACUUUGAUUGUUUUGUUUUUUUACACAUACGCAAUUUUUAUUUUUUCAGGUGGCCUAAAUUGAAAGUAACUAACAA
Messenger RNA from Lymnaea stagnalis (great pond snail), 16841 nucleotides. The record is from the annotation of a GenBank genome assembly. NCBI's taxonomy places the organism in Eukaryota, Metazoa, Mollusca, Gastropoda, Lymnaeidae.